AUGUGCAUUUCCACGGGAUUGAUCAUAUCGUGUAUUACGGCCUAUUCAAAAACGGCUUCGACGGACCUCACACUUUGGGAAAGGUCUCGUGCUCGUAGAUCAGCUGAGAAAAAUCUAAUUGCUGGAGUCGAUCGUGAUUCAUCGUUAAUAUCACAAUCAAAUAUGGAUUUACCAUGGGAACAAUUCAUUGUAAGCGGGCCGGCAACAGUCAAUCUUCUAGGCCAAUUGAUGGUUGUCUCAAGCAAACAUGAUUUCUCUUUUCAAGACUUUAUGCCAGAUUAUAAAUUUGUUUAUAUGCGAUUUCCGCGCUCUUUUCGAGCUACGUUAACACAAAUAGCCAAUGAUGGUUGGGAAGCAUUCAUGGGAGCUCACAAUAAUAUGAACAAAAUGCAAGCUUCAAUGGAAUUAGUACCGAGACAAGUUAAAACAGCUUUAACUGUGCUAGCAUCGCAGAAAUCUACACCUAAAAUAAUCAGUAUGCUGUUGCCUACUACGUUACGUGAAAUUGAGCGACUCGGUAAAACUUGUGUGACUUAUGCGAAUGCAACUCAUGUUAACUUCGUUACUGUCAUGAAUUUAAUUGGUGAGGUGAUUUCUAUGACAGAAACAGCACGAGGUUUGCAAGAGACAAAGUUAAGACAAACAGAAAUCGAACUCAAUGUGUCUCUGGUGAUGAAAGAGGAAUACACUAAAUUAGGUCAAACUAUUCGACAACAUUAUGAUGAAGCACGAAACAGUGUUCGUAAAGCGCAAGAUGAAUAUAGUAGUGCUCUUCGAAAGAUUCCAACUGGUUUUAAAGGUCUAUUGAUGGAUUUAGGACGUGCUGUGAUUGGUAUUGUUCAAACAGCUGGGCAAUCCUUUAUUGGUCGUGGAUCCGCUACUCAACCUGCAGUAUCAUUAUCUUCAGGACAGACUUUAACAUUUGCCAAAUUAUUUUCGGAUGCUCUUAAUAAAGCUGUGCCAGGCAUUAAGAAAAUUAUCGAUAUAAAUAAUGAAACACAGUCAGAGUCGAAGAACCCUAUUAAAGAACUUGAAGCUUACAAAAUAACAUUCGAAACAUUUCUAUCAUCAGUUGCGGCGGGAAAAGCAGGCCAACUGAAGGAACAAGCUAGCGAAAGUAUACGAAAAGGUAUUAAUCUAGUAGAUCAAACCAUCAGUCGCAUGAAGAAGGUUUUUGCUAAUGGUGAAAAUGCUACAGUAGAUGCAGUCAAUAAUCUAAAGGGUCAAUUUGAUGAAUUGAUUGAAGAAGUAAAACCAAUGGUAGCUGCAGAGAAAAUGAAUGGUGGGGGUGUACCACCGUCUGGAUCUGCAUCAACUUCCACCGGCGAUUCUUCGCAGAACGAAAAGUUCGUCGCACAACUGUCGUUGGAUCGAUUACAAUCUGCUGAAAGUCGUUAUGACAAAAUCUUUGGUGACCUGAAGCAGAAUCAAGAAGAAUUGGCAAAAUUGAUGGGUAAAAUUGCUUCGUUAGACAUGAAUCGUAUUCAAUACAAAGAGAUUCUCGAACUUAUGCGGGAAGCUCUUCAUCUACUAGCAAAGGUUCGAGAACAAUGGGGUCAGUUGGUAUUGUUCUUUGCUGAAGUUGCGACACGAGCUGAGAUUACUUUGAGUGGGACCCUAGGACCAUUUAUUACUCAAGCAAGUCAAGCAGGUAGUGAGUCACUGACUCUGGAUGAACGGCUCUUCUAUGUAGAUCUUCUCAAAGCACAAGCUGGAGAUAUUGAUUCUCAGACGCAGAUGCUCUAUCUCAUGUCUCGAACGUAUGUUGAUAUGUCAACACAUUAUAUCAUGGGGCGUCUAGCUGGUCUAUCGAAAAUGCUUCUGGCAAGGGAUGAUAAUGAGCGAAACAGUUUUCUCGCACAGUUGGUUGCCGAUACACGAACUAAUCAACAAGCUGUGAUGGAUUUGGUUGUUCAACGGAAAAAUAAUUAUCAGACUGCGAUUCAAAAACGGCGAAUUGAACUGGAAAGAUUCGUUGCAAAACUGGGUGGUCCAGAUGCAGAUGAUCAAGCUGCAAUCGAAGCUGGAAAAGCACUGCUUGCGCAUACAUCAUAA
This is a messenger RNA of Rotaria socialis, 2055 nucleotides long. The record is from the annotation of a GenBank genome assembly. Lineage: Eukaryota; Metazoa; Rotifera; Eurotatoria; Philodinida; Philodinidae.